Drosophila gunungcola (fruit fly) is the source of this 1882-nucleotide messenger RNA. RefSeq lists its product as uncharacterized. The record is from RefSeq and is a predicted model, not a curated record. The transcript is spliced from 2 exons. Bases 272 to 1591 code for a protein of 439 amino acids. NCBI's taxonomy places the organism in Eukaryota, Metazoa, Arthropoda, Insecta, Diptera, Drosophilidae.
CUCAGUUGAAAACACGUUACGCGCCUGUGCAGAGCGUUUUUGCGCUAUCCAAACGUUUCCGAUCCGAUCCAAUCCGAUCCGAUCCCAAGCAAUCAGAUUCGAAAGUUUUACGCCGCGUGCAGCAACAGCAAUAGCAACGGAAAAACAACAACAGAAACAACAACAACAACAACAACAACAAGAUUAACCAUAACAAUUCCGACCGUUAGAGUGAACGACGGAAACGGAAAGUAAAAGCCCCGAUCGCGACCAGAAUCCAAGGCAGACCGAAAUGGCCGAGACAGUCAACAACAACAAGCCGAGCAUACAGAUCCGGAGCGGACUGCCCUCCCCGCUGCCGGACAAGAGCCCCUCGCCGGCCACCAAGCUGCUGAUCAGCCACGGCAAGCCCAACUUCACCAUUCCCAAGUCCCCGAAGGCGGAUGAGAACGGUAAUGGAAACGGAAACCCACUGGCCAGCGCCAACAACAACUACAAUGCCUACAAGAGCGCCAACAGCAAUGCGGUGGUGGCCAACAGCCAGAAGUUCAUAGUGGGCACCAAGUUCAAUGGAGUCUUCAAGCCCUCGAAUGCGGCGGCCACAUGGGUCUCCAAUGCCAAUGGUAAUGGUAACUCAGAGGCUGAGAACGAGGCAGCCAAGGUGGUGCUGCGCCGUCCCAAACUGGCCGAUUCACCACCACCCGCCGGCGAGGAUGCCAAUGUACCGGAGUUCAUCAGGCGCCAGCGUCGCAUCCAGGAGCGACUGGCCAAGGAGAACGUGCUGGACUUCGAGAGCCGCCGCAGCGGGUACUUCACGCACGUCAUGAUCUCGCCGGACUCGCCCAACCGCACCUCGUUCGUGGAGACCAUGGCCAGUCCGGCCAUAGUGCCCGCCCUCGAGAUUCCCGCCCCGGUGGCCGAGAAGCAGGAGGAGGAGGUGGAGCCCCAGGUGGUCACCUCUGCACUCGUUACUGAGCCCGAACAGCAGCUUGGAGGAGUCAGCAAUGGUCACAGCCAGGAGGAGGAGGAGCCUAUUACCAAUGGUCAUGGCGAGAAGCAUAACUCUGAGGUGGCUCCUGAGGAGGUGGCCCAGGCCAUUGAGCAGGUCAACCAGGCGGUGGCCGGCGAGGAGGAGGCGGAGCCAGAAGUGGAAGCUGCCCCAGUGGCCACUGAGAGGAAGGCAGAGGAGUCGGAGUCCACUCCCGCCCCCGCUCCCGUGGAGGCCAAGGUGGAGGUGGUGGAACCAGCUACCCCGCAGCAGAAUGGAGAGGCAGCUACUCCAGAGACAAAUGGCCACAAGGAGGAUGAGCAAGCCAUCACCAUUUCGCACACCAAUGGGCAGAGCAGCGGCAGCGCUCCCAGCAUACCCACUCCGGAUCCCAGUGGCGCCUUGGGCGUGAACUUCGAGCCCAAGACGGUGGUCAGCUUCUCGCAGGAGCUGGGUGGCGGGGUGAACCACUACCCGGACACCGUGAAGGUGGUCAGCGAGGUGCCCGCCGACUCCGAGUCCAAGUCCCAGGCAGAGCUCAAGGAGCUGACCAAGCUGAAGUUCGACAUCAAGAGCGACGAGCAGAACGAGGUCCAGGUGACGCCCGUCCUGCGAGCGGACUAGAGGAUCGCCUCACUCAGGAGGAUCAGGAGUAGUGCAAUUUGUUUGUUAAACAAGAAAAAAACCAUCAACUAUUGUAUUGUAUUUUGUGUUAGCUGCUAAGUUGAUUACGAGAAAUGUUGCCAAAUUUAAUUUUAUGCUUCCCGCAUCAGUCAGUAUCGAGAGUGGAGUGAAAUGGAGACUUGGAGUGGAGUGGAGUGGAGUGCCCAAACGCGUUGAGGCCCUUGCUAAACCAAACUACGUUUAUUGCAAUAGACACCAUUUGCUUUAUUUAAAUAAAUUAUUAUUAUUGAG